ACCACUGCCACGAUCACAGUCUCAUGCUCUAAGGGGUGGAUGUUCUGAGGAGUAAAUGGAGUGAAACAAGAGCGUACUUCUCACAGGCACUGCCCAGGGCUCAUAGCUGUGCUUCUCUCCUCCUGGUAGCCCAAUCUUGAAACGAAGCCCUGACAUCACCAAAUCUCCCCUGACCAAGUCAGAGCAGCUGCUGCGAAUAGAUGACCAUGACUUCAGCAUGAGACCAGGUUUUGGAGGCCCUGCAAUUCCUGUCGGGGUGGAUGUCCAAGUUGAAAGUCUGGACAGCAUUUCUGAGGUGGACAUGGACUUCACCAUGACGCUUUACCUGAGGCACUACUGGAAAGAUGAGAGGCUGUCCUUCCCCAGCACCAACAACCAAAGCAUGACCUUUGAUGGCAGACUGGUGAAGAAGAUCUGGGUGCCUGACAUGUUCUUUGUCCACUCCAAGCGUUCCUUCAUCCACGACACCACCACAGACAACGUCAUGCUGCGGGUCCAGCCAGAUGGGAAGGUACUUUAUAGCCUCAGCAGUGAGUGCAGGUUGCAAUGCUUCCUGAAUGCUGGGGAAGGACAAAGGCUCCCUGACAGAGUUACAGUAACAGCAAUGUGCAACAUGGAUUUUAGUCGCUUUCCCCUGGACACGCAGACAUGUUCCCUGGAGAUUGAAAGCUAUGCUUACACUGAAGAUGACCUUAUGCUCUACUGGAAGAAUGGGAACGAUUCCCUAAAAACAGAUGAGAGGAUAUCACUGUCCCAGUUCCUGAUUCAGGAAUUUCACACCACCACAAAGCUUGCCUUUUACAGCAGCACAGGGUGGUACAAUCGCCUCUAUAUAAACUUCACAUUACGCAGACACAUCUUCUUCUUCCUGCUCCAAACCUACUUCCCUGCCACUCUCAUGGUCAUGUUGUCCUGGGUGUCCUUCUGGAUCGACCGACGAGCAGUUCCUGCCAGAGUCCCGUUAGGAAUAACCACCGUGCUGACCAUGUCCACAAUCAUCACUGGGGUAAACGCCUCCAUGCCUCGUGUUUCCUACAUCAAAGCAGUGGACAUUUACCUGUGGGUCAGUUUUGUGUUUGUCUUCCUCUCGGUGCUGGAAUACGCAGCUGUGAAUUACCUGACAACGGUGCAAGAGCGGAAGGAGAGGAAACUGCGGGACAAGCCUGCCUGUGCAUGCAGCCUACCUCAGCCCCGGACCAUGAUGGUGGACGGCAGCUACAACGACGGGGACGUGAACGAGCUGGGGCACUUCAUGUCCGAGGAUGGGGACAAGCAGGACCGGAUGAUGGUGCAGCUGGCACUGGGCUCGGAGAGAGGCUCGGCCAGGAGGAAAAACCAGAGAUACGUCAGCAUGCGCAUCGACACCCACGCCAUCGACAAGUACUCCAGGAUAAUAUUCCCUGGGGCAUACAUUCUAUUUAAUUUGAUAUACUGGUCCAUUUUUUCAUAGAGAUUCGUAACUUCUGUAGUCACAGAGCAUUGUGACAUGAAAUGAAAGUACAGUCUCAUAGGCUAAGAGAAAGAAAAUAGAGAAUUGUUUUAUUUGGAAGGAAGAUUGAUUUUUUUUCCAGGAUUUAACUUUUUUUAUUAGAGGCAACUCACAUGUGGCAUAAAUAAUUGUGGAAGUUUCACAUGUCAGCAAAAUAUAGGAUACACAAUCUAAAAUUUUAUACUUAUUUAAAGAUGUGCUAUAUUCCUUCUUGUGCCUCACAGGCCACUGUAAACUAUUUUAACAAGUGACUAUAAUUGCCAGUUGUUUAUAUAUGGUGCAUCCUCCAUUUUGUGCCCCUGAAAUCCUAAUUCUCUGAGUACCUGAACGCAUGCAUCUCUCAGCUCAGCAGACUGACCACAUUCAAUACCAAUUAAUACAAGAAUAUGCAAAUACUUGCAUGUUUGCAGAAUGAGGUCAUAAAUUGUAAUUACAAACACAAAAUGUCCAGUACUGGGAAAUGCUUAGGCAAGGUUAUUGAUGGCUACAGCUUUCACAGCUUCAUACAUGACUAAUGAGCAGUACUGCACUGGCAGGUCAGUGUAGCAAUACUUUCAGACUUGUGCUGUCUUAAUAGUAUUUAAAACACAGAAAUAUUUUCAAACUGUCUUGACUAAGAUAUUAAAAUGUGUUGUAAUUUAA
This is a messenger RNA of Onychostruthus taczanowskii (white-rumped snowfinch), 2131 nucleotides long. RefSeq names its product gamma-aminobutyric acid receptor subunit rho-1. Gene Ontology annotation, cellular component: synapse; GABA-A receptor complex; membrane. Lineage: Eukaryota; Metazoa; Chordata; Aves; Passeriformes; Passeridae. The coding region runs from base 218 to 1450 and encodes 410 amino acids. Gene Ontology annotation, biological process: signal transduction; monoatomic ion transmembrane transport; regulation of membrane potential. Gene Ontology annotation, molecular function: extracellular ligand-gated monoatomic ion channel activity; neurotransmitter receptor activity; GABA-A receptor activity. The transcript has 9 exons. The record is from RefSeq and is a predicted model, not a curated record.